AUGGGUAUCUCACGACGUCCCAAGGACAAGUCCGCGAGGACAGGCCCGGCCGGCCCCUCCGGUGCGGCGGGCGGCGGCGGCAAGCCCAAGAAGGCCACCUACGAGGUCACCAAGAAGAAGGAGAUUGGCGUUUCGGAUCUUACGUUGCUCAGUAAGGUGUCCAACGAAGCUAUCAACGAGAACCUCAAGAAGCGAUUCGAGGGCGCCGAAAUCUACACCUACAUUGGCCAUGUCUUGGUCUCCGUUAAUCCCUUCCGGGAUCUGGGUAUCUACACCGACCAGGUCCUCGACAGCUACAAGGGCAAGAACCGUCUCGAGAUGCCCCCGCACGUGUUCGCUAUCGCCGAAUCCGCGUACUACAACAUGAAGGCCUACCAGGACAACCAGUGUGUCAUCAUUUCUGGAGAGUCGGGUGCUGGCAAGACCGAGGCUGCCAAGCGCAUCAUGCAGUACAUCGCCAACGUGUCGGGAGGAGAAUCGGGCGACAUCAAGAAGGUCAAGGACAUGGUGCUGGCAACCAAUCCUUUGCUGGAGUCUUUUGGAAACGCAAAGACCCUGAGGAAUAACAACUCGUCCCGUUUCGGCAAGUAUCUGCAGAUUCACUUCAAUGCGCAGGGCGAGCCCGUCGGUGCCGACAUCACAAACUACCUCCUUGAGAAGUCGAGAGUCGUCGGCCAGAUCACCAACGAGCGAAACUUCCACAUCUUCUACCAGUUCACCAAGGGCGCCUCCCAGAACUACCGCCAACAAUUCGGCAUUCAAACGCCCGAGACAUACGUUUACACUAGCAGAUCGAAGUGUCUCGAGGUUGACGGAAUCGACGACUUGGCCGAAUACAACGAUACCCUCCAGGCCAUGAAGAUUAUCGGUCUCUCUCAGGCUGAGCAGGACGAGAUACACCGCAUGCUGGCUGCCAUCCUGUGGGCUGGCAACAUUCAAUUCCACGAGGGUCAGGACGGUUACGCCGCGGUUAGCGACCAGUCGGUCGUAGACUUCUUGGCCUACCUGUUGGAGGUCACCCCGGACCAGCUGAUCAAGGCCAUCACGAUCCGUAUCCUCACUCCGCGAAAUGGCGAGGUCAUCGAAUCCCCCACGAACGUUUCCCAGGCCGUCGCGACCCGAGAUGCUCUGUCUAAGGCAAUCUACAACAACCUCUUUGACUGGAUUGUCGAGCGCGUCAACAAGUCUCUGAAGGCGAAGGAGGCAACGAUCAACAACAUUGGUAUCCUCGAUAUCUACGGCUUCGAGAUUUUCGAGAAGAACAGUUUCGAGCAGCUCUGCAUCAACUACGUGAACGAGAAGCUGCAGCAGAUUUUCAUUCAGUUGACCCUCAAGGCUGAGCAAGACGAGUACGCACGCGAACAGAUUCAGUGGACACCUAUCAAGUACUUCGACAACAAGAUCGUGUGCGACCUCAUCGAGGCGGUCCGGCCUCCCGGUAUCUUGUCCGCCAUGAAGGAUGCGACCAAGACCGCCCACGCCGACCCCGCUGCUUCUGACCGCACUUUUAUGCAGAGCAUCAACGGUAUGUCCAACCCUCACUUGACCCCUCGCCAAGGCAGCUUCAUCAUCAAGCACUACGCCGGUGAUGUCGCCUACACGGUCGAUGGAAUCACGGACAAGAACAAGGAUCUUCUGCUCAAGGGUCUGCUCAACCUCUUCGGCACCAGCGGCAACAAAUUCGUUCACACUUUGUUCCCUCACCAAGUCGAUCAAGACAACCGAAAGCAGCCGCCCUCCGCCGGUGAUAGAAUCAGAGCCUCGGCGAACGCUCUCGUCGAGACCUUGAUGAAGUGCCAGCCUUCAUACAUCCGAACCAUCAAGCCCAACGAGAACAAGUCGUACUCCGAGUACAACGUGCCCAAUGUCCUGCAUCAGAUCAAGUACCUCGGUCUCCAGGAGAACGUUCGCAUUCGCCGCGCCGGUUUCGCAUACAGACAGACAUUCGAGAAGUUCGUCGACCGCUUCUUCCUGCUGUCGCCUGCCACCUCCUACGCUGGUGAGUACACAUGGCAAGGAUCAUACCAGCAGGCGGUCCAGCAGAUUCUCAAGGACACAAGUAUCCCCAAGGAGGAGUGGCAGAUGGGUACCACCAAGGCCUUCAUCAAGUCACCAGAGACCCUUUUUGCUCUCGAGCACAUGAGAGACCGAUACUGGCACAACAUGGCCACCCGUAUUCAGCGCAUGUGGCGUGCCUACCUGGCCUACCGUGCAGAGUCUGCCACUCGUAUUCAACGGUUCUGGCGUAAGAAGAGAACCGGCGCCGAGUUCUUGCAGCUGCGUGAUCAGGGCCACAGAGUCCUCCAGAACCGGAAAGAGAGACGCAGAUACAGUUUGCUUGGCUCUCGCAGAUUCUUGGGAGACUACCUUGGCAUCAACGCAGCAGCUGGUCCUGGUUCUCAGAUCAGAAACGCGAUUGGCAUCGGCAGCAACGAGAGAGCUGUCUUCUCUUGCCGCGGAGAGAUCCUUGAGGCCAAGUUCGGCAGAUCCAGCAAGCCUAGUCCCCGAAUCCUGGUGGUCACAAACAGCAAGUUCUACAUCGUCGCGCAGAUGCUGGUCAACCACCAGCCGCAGAUCUCUGUGGAGCGCUCAAUGCCGUUGGGUGCCAUUAAGUUCAUUGGUACUUCGACCGCUCGCGACGAUUGGUUCUCCCUAGGCGUGGGAUCGCCACAAGAGGCUGAUCCUUUGUUGAACUGUGUACUGAAGACCGAGAUGUUCACGCAGAUGCAACAGGUCAUGCCUGGUGGCUUUAGCUUGAAGAUUGGUGAAGUAAUCGAGUACGCAAAGAAGCCCGGCAAGAUGCAGACUGUGAAGGUCCUCAAAGACUCUCAGCAACCUGUCGACUACUACAAGAGUGGAGCUGUACACACCCAGCCUGGCGAGCCCCCUUCCUCUGUCUCCAAGCCGACACCGAAGGGCAAGCCAGUCCCUCCUAAGCCCAUCACGCGCGGCAAGCUCAUCAAGCCUGGUGGUCCCAAUGGCAGACCAUCUCGCACUACUGGCAGCCGGCCCCAGCCCCGCCCAGGUGCCUCUUCAGCGAAGAAGGGACCCUCCAUUACUCCUCAGAUUCCUGCUGCUGCCAGCUCAGUUGUCUCCAACAGCUCCAACAGUUCUGUCAGCUCAGCCAAGACAGGACCCUUUGGCCGUCAACAACAAGCCGCCUCUGCAGCUAUUCCCACACACACCAAGCCGACUGCCGCAACCAGAAUGCCCCCUCCGCCUCCCCCCGCUGCGCCUCCCGCGCCCGGCAGGAUUAUGGCCAAGGUCCUCUACGACUUCGCAGGCCAGCGAGAGAACGAGCUCACGAUCCGCGCUGGCGAUCUUAUUGAGAUUGUCCAGAAGGAGAACAACGGCUGGUGGCUCGCCAAGCACACCGGAGGUCAAGCCUGGGUGCCCGCUGCUUACGUCGAGGAGCAAGCUCCCGCUCCGGUCGUGGCCCCUCGCCCGCCUCCUCCUCCCCCCAACGGCGGGGCUGCCCGUGGCAAGCCUACCCCCCCUCAACCUCCCGUCAAGCGUCCCGCUGCCGGCCGCAAGCCUGCUCCUACUCCCGCCCGCGACUCCGGUCUUAGCUUGAACGGAUCCAACGGCUCCGACAGCCGCAGCAACACCCCCACGCCCAGCCUGGGCAACAGCUUGGCGGACGCCUUGCUCGCGAGAAAGAACGCGAUGGCGAAGGACGAGGACGAUGACUGGUAA
Colletotrichum chrysophilum is the source of this 3696-nucleotide messenger RNA. It is a transcript of the gene MYO1, whose product is annotated as class II myosin. The transcript is spliced from 3 exons. The coding region runs from base 1 to 3696 and encodes 1231 amino acids. Gene Ontology annotation, molecular function: actin filament binding; ATP binding; microfilament motor activity. Gene Ontology annotation, biological process: endocytosis; vesicle transport along actin filament; actin filament organization. Gene Ontology annotation, cellular component: actin cortical patch; myosin complex; microvillus. Lineage: Eukaryota; Fungi; Ascomycota; Sordariomycetes; Glomerellales; Glomerellaceae. The record is from RefSeq and is a predicted model, not a curated record.